Ziziphus jujuba (common jujube) is the source of this 1510-nucleotide messenger RNA. RefSeq names its product tetratricopeptide repeat domain-containing protein PYG7, chloroplastic. Gene Ontology annotation, molecular function: protein binding; molecular adaptor activity. Gene Ontology annotation, biological process: post-translational protein targeting to endoplasmic reticulum membrane. The coding region runs from base 180 to 1184 and encodes 334 amino acids. Lineage: Eukaryota; Viridiplantae; Streptophyta; Magnoliopsida; Rosales; Rhamnaceae. Gene Ontology annotation, cellular component: TRC complex; membrane. The record is from RefSeq and is a predicted model, not a curated record. The transcript has 6 exons.
GUUCUCUUUCGGAUAAGCAGAGGGCCUCUCUCUCUCUCUCUCUCUCUCUCUCUUCUGCUUUCAGUUUCAGAACACCCAAAAACCCAGGACUCUCAACACUCAAAAGAAUUCGGAAAAAUAGUCUUUUGUUGAAUGCCUUGCAUGUUGUUUGCAUCUUUUUCCCAAGAAACAAACAGAAAAUGCUUCUCCACGUAAACACCAAUAUUCCAUCCCCAUCUUCUCUUCUUCUUCGGCAUCAGCGGCAGCAGCACCACCGUGGCCUUUCUCAUUCUACUCACUUCCUCCUCCCAUUUGGGUCUUCUCUCAAGCCGAAGCCCCACAAGCUCUCUCUUCAGGCCAUUUUUCAGAGCUCCAAAGAAUCGCUUUUGACAACCUCUCCAAUGAAUGCCAUUAGAUUCCCUAAGUUUCAGAUACUCCAAAGGGAAUUGGCAAUGGAAUCCCUUGCCCCAACGAAAUUCGACAAAUUUUUUAGGAACCUUUUGACUUUUGAGGAUAUUGAAGUUAUGAAAAGGCAAUUUCUUUGUGCCUCCACACUUUCGGUUGGACAAACCUUAGGGAUGGUUUCUGCACCAGUGGCGCAAGCUAGGGAUCAUAUGAAAACAAAUGAGAUUUAUGAGGUUGGAGAAUUAUUUGAAUUGGGCAUCCAGCUAUCAUACUUGCUAUUAUUAUUAGGUUUUCUUGGGGUUGGAACAUUCUUUGUGAUUCGACAAGUCCUUGUGCGUAGAGAGCUGGAUCUUUCUGCCAAGGAAUUGCAGGAACAGGUAAGAAGUGGUGAUGCCAGUGCAACUGAGUAUUUCGAACUAGGUGCAGUGAUGCUGAGAAGGAAAGUUUACCCAGCUGCUAUCAAAUAUUUGCUUCAAGCAAUUGAGAAUUGGGAUGGAGAUGAUCAAGAUCUUGCCCAGGUUUACAAUGCCCUCGGUGUCAGUUAUAUCCUUGAAGGGAAGCUUGACAAAGGAAUUAGUCAGUUUGAAACUGCCGUGAAACUUCAACCUGGUUACGUUACAGCAUGGAACAACCUUGGCGAUGCCUAUGAAAAGAAGAAAGAGUUCAAGUCAGCUCUAAAGGCAUUUGAAGAAGUGCUUCUUUUCGAUCCUAACAACAAGGUGGCACGGCCAAGAAGAGACACUUUAAAGGAAAAGGUGGAAAUGUUGAAGGGAGUUCCUGUGAAAUCAAAAGAAAGGUAAUCUUGGGCAGCAUGUAUUAAAUUCUUACACUUAUCCGUGGUUUUAUGAGAAUAUUAUCUAUCUAAGACAUUAUUUUCAAGAUAGCCGAUAGAAAUGAUGUUCCAUUGACUUGCAAUGGUUUCCUGGAAAAAGGGUCUGGGUACUUGUUAUUUCCUUCUGUAUUUUCUUAACAUCCAAGAAGUGUAAUUUAUGUUUAUCAUAGAAUCUAAAACUUGUAGAGUCUUUAUAGUAACUAGUACAAAAAGAACCCAAUUAUGUAUUUUAACUAUGUUUCUCUAACUAAAUACUUUUGAUAAUUGAAAAGCAGAAUUAUGUGAUUUAGCAAA